UUCGUCACAGACCACAGACCACAAACUCACCAAUGAGAUUAGUCUCGAAGAGCUUAGCCAAUAUGCGCCAAAAAUACUUGAUCUCUUAACAGAUAAUAAAGAAAAAAGGUGCCAGGCUCGUAAUCGUCUUAUAAAAGGGUAUGGCUUUAGCAAAGAGCAGAUAUUUGUAUUGAUUCCUCUCCAGAGAAUCGGGCGAUGCAAAAGACAAGCACCAGUUCCAGAGGGACCAGAGUUGAAAGCUGAAAAAGUAAAUAUAUGUCAAGUAUUAGAUAGUACUGGUUCUGAGGAGACUAUUAAAGAAAUAGCUCAGUGUAUUAUACGAGAUAAACUUAGCGAAAGAGAAGUAAAAGCAAUAUCUAGAAUCUUAGAGGAAACAUCACCUGAUACUUUCGUUGCCUUAUCUCGUCUCUCUAGGUUUCAAAGAGAAUUGCGGACCCUCAAUGCUUCAGAAAAAAUAAUUUUUGCUAUAUUUAAUCCGGAGGAGAGACUGAAUUUAUAUAAUGUAUCUAAUAUACUCAAUAAACAAGCCCUAGCCGAUGUAAUGAUAAUGCUCUGCAUUCGUCUUGCUGAAAUUAAAAACUUGUGUAUAUCUAAUAGGGCCGUAACUGGAUAUACAAAAAACCGAGGUCAACAGGACAUCUUUCGAGUAUUUAGAUCACUGGAAAAGAAUGAAGCUUGGACAAGACAAUUGCUUACAUGGAUUCAGGAAGCAAUCGUUUCCAGGGAGUUAAGGGAUCCAGGAAAGCUUGGAUCAACAUACUUAAGUACGUUUCUGAAAAAAGAUGAGUUUCUUCCAGAAAGUGGUAAGCCAUUACUUCCUAGCUCUUUACGCAAAUUAGGGGCAGUAUUUGCUUCUGUAGCACAUGGGCCUAAAAAUGCGUCGAAAGCUAACACUUAUGCUAGUGAAGCCCUUCUGCAUUCACCUGAUAACCAUGCUUCUCCAUCUAAGAGGCAAGAUCAUUCUGCAUCUUUGAUGAAAACUAAUAUCCAAAUUUUCUCAGAGGGUGGUUUAGAUAACGUUUAUUAG
Molecule: messenger RNA, 1027 nt
Organism: Dentiscutata erythropus
Lineage: Eukaryota; Fungi; Glomeromycota; Glomeromycetes; Diversisporales; Gigasporaceae
Source: the annotation of a GenBank genome assembly